CCGAAGCUGCAGUCUACUCGCUUCACCUGAGGCAGAAGACUGCAUCAAGUGAGAAGUUUCAUUAGCUGACACUCAACAAAUUCAAGUCGAGUGGCUAUCGUGGAUAUGGUGUCCCAAGACAUCCCCUUUGACGUCCUUACGAAAGUGCUGAUAGCAUGUCUCACUAUCAGCUGUAUAUUCGUAGCUCUUCGGUCGGGAGCACGCUGGCUCAAGGGCAGGCAAGUGCCCAUUGCAGCUGAAGACAUUUUCGUGUACCUUGGGUUGGCCACUAAUGUCGUCAUGUCUGGACUCUACCUGGAUCUUCUACCUCGAUUACAAAGGAUUGAACUGGUUGAGACUGGCCAACUGGCCCCUUAUACAGCUAUCGACACAGAUAUAGUCACCGUGCUUAAAGAAAUCCUAUGUAUCCAGAUUUUCUUCUGGUCAACUUUAUGGUCUGUGAAAUUGAGUCUCUUAUUCAUGUUUCAGAGGCUCACCACUGGAAUAUCGACGUACACAAAGCUUUGGUGGGGUGUCUUGGCCUUUUGCAUACUUUCUUUCCUGGGUUGUGUCAUCAGCGCAUUUGAGAGUUGUUCAAGUAUGCGUGCUUGGUUUAGUCCUCUUGGUGAAUGUGACCUCCAUCGAGACAAUGUGGCAAAGGCUGCUAGUCUCUGGUACGCUUUGGCUGUUGAUCUGCUGACUGAUCUAAUGAUCAUGGCUAUUCCGGUGGAAAUCUUGUACAGUCUACAGAUAUCCACAGCGCAGAAGUUCUCCGUUGGAAUUGUUUUCACAGUCGGAAUCAUCACCAUGAUUGUUGCUAUAGUUAGAGUCGUUUCCUUGGACUCAGCCACCAAGAACGGAAACGUGAGCACAACUUGGCUCAUCCUCUUUGCUCUAAUAGAGGGCACUGUUGCCUUGAUCGUCGGAUGUCUUCCCUCAUUUGCCAUUUUUAUUCGCGGCCGCGUCACUGCUUCUCGUACACCAUAUUUCGGUGCUUCGUCAGAUAGGCCCAGUCAACCCAACUCGCACAGCUCGUCUUCUCGCGCGAAAUAUCGGGCUAGGGUAGAAAGUUUGAUGUUGGAUGAUGUCGAACCAGCUGUUGUCAGACCUUCCAGCGACGACAGAAGUAACAAGAACUUGGUGGAUGGUGGAAUUGUUGUCACACAAGGGUGGUCUCAAAAGUGGCAUCGUGGAACUGCGGUCGAUGCAGAGCGGGAAAGGGUCAGAAGACUGGGAUUGAGAGAUGAUAUUUGAGACAUCGAAAGCUGCAAGCAUCUACAAAUACCUGUGCAGGCGUUACCACUAACGCCUGGAACUCGUCAUGCCCAAGAAUUGGUAAGCUUCCAGAAAGCAGGCCAGGGGUGUGAGC
Hyaloscypha bicolor E is the source of this 1348-nucleotide messenger RNA. RefSeq lists its product as uncharacterized. NCBI's taxonomy places the organism in Eukaryota, Fungi, Ascomycota, Leotiomycetes, Helotiales, Hyaloscyphaceae. The coding region runs from base 106 to 1233 and encodes 375 amino acids. The transcript has 5 exons. The record is from RefSeq and is a predicted model, not a curated record.